This is a messenger RNA of Chaetomium strumarium, 2190 nucleotides long. Its product is annotated as general substrate transporter. Gene Ontology annotation, molecular function: carbohydrate:proton symporter activity. The transcript has 3 exons. Gene Ontology annotation, biological process: transmembrane transport; carbohydrate transport. The record is from RefSeq and is a predicted model, not a curated record. Gene Ontology annotation, cellular component: plasma membrane. NCBI's taxonomy places the organism in Eukaryota, Fungi, Ascomycota, Sordariomycetes, Sordariales, Chaetomiaceae. The coding region runs from base 152 to 1786 and encodes 544 amino acids.
UCAAAGACUCGAACACUUGAAUAAUACAAACACAACCACUCGAGAUCAUACUUUGUCUGUCUGUCUAUGCUUCCUUUUUAUGAAGAAGCCCUUCGGCCGGUCAACUAGGUAAUCUUUCCUCACUCACACUAUACGGCGCACGAAAAACAACAUGGCCUUCUCCAGGCAGCGUUCCCAGCAGGACGCCAGCCCUGAUCCCAAACUAGCGGGAGAGAUUGCGCCGUCACCAGCAGCCGCAGUUUCAGAGGAGAAAGUCACGGCCGCUGCCGUGUUCCUCGGUGUCGUCGCCAGUGUUGGCGGCUUUAUGUUUGGCUAUGUCAGUGGUCAGAUCUCCGGCUUCUUCGACAUGUCGGACUAUGCCGCGCGCUUCGGAGCACACAACCCAUCCACGGGAGCCUAUGAGUUCAGCGCCGCUCGUCAGGGUACCAUUGUUGGCCUCCUCCCUGCCGGCUGCCUCAUUGGCUCCCUGAUUGCCGGCAACAUCGCCGACUCCUUGGGCCGUCGCAUGGCCAUUUCGGUCUCGGCGCUCUUCUGCUGCGUCGGUAACAUCAUCGAGAUCUCGUCAAACACUGUCUGGGCCCAAUUUGCCGUCGGUCGCCUCAUCACCGGCUUCGGUAUCGGCGCUCUUUCGGUGGCCGUCCCUAUGUAUCAAUCCGAAUCGAGCCCUGCUAUCAUUAGAGGAAUCCUCAUUUCUACCUAUCAGCUUUUCAUCACGCUCGGCAUUUGGACUGCGGAGAUGAUCAACUACGGCACUCACAACAGGACAAACUCGGCGUCGUGGCGCAUCCCCAAUGGUCUGUCCUUCCUGUGGUCCCUGAUUCUCGGCCUCGGCAUCCUCGCACUCCCGGAGUCGCCCCGCUAUGCGUAUCGCAAGGGCCGCGAAGAUGAAGCCCGUCGGACCAUCGCUCGCCUGGCGGGUCUCGAUACGCACCAUGCUGCCGUCAACAUGCAGAUUGACGAGAUCAAGGCCAAACUCGACGAGGAAAGAGCCGGUGCUGAGACCCGCUGGUACGAGAUCUUCACCGGCCCGCGCAUGCUGUACCGGACGUUGCUGGGCAUCAUCUUGCAGUCCGGGCAGCAGCUUACGGGAGCGAACUUCUUCUUUUACUACGGAACCACCAUCUUCCGGGCCACUGGACUUAGUGACAGCUACGUGACCCAGAUAAUUCUUGGGUCCGUCAACGUGUUCUGCACAUUCGGUGGUCUGUACGUGGCCAAGAAAUGCGGUCGGAGGAACGCCCUCAUCGUGGGCGCGCUUUGGAUGAUGGUGUGCUUCCUCAUCUACUCGUUUGUCGGCCACUUCAAGCUCGACCAUACCAACCCUGCGAACACGCCGGCUGCCGGCAACGUCCUGAUCGUCUUCUCGUGCCUGUUCAUCGCGGCCUUUGCCUCGACGUGGGGCCCACUCGUCUGGGCGGUCGUCGCCGAGCUCUACCCAGCCAAGUACCGCGCUCCGGCGAUGGCCAUUGCGACUGCGAGCAACUGGCUCUGGAACUUCCUCAUCAGCUUCUUCACUCGCUUCAUCACCGACGCCAUCGACUACCUCUACGGCCUGGUGUUUGCCGGCUGUUGCCUGGCGCUUGUUGUGAUUGUGUUCUUCUUCCUGAUUGAGAGCAAAGACAGGAGUCUGGAGGAAAUCGACACGAUGUAUCUCCUCAAGGUCAACCCCAUCACCAGCAGCAAGUGGGACGAGAAGGAAGCCAUGGCCCACAGCACCAGCACCAGCGGCCGGCAGUCGCGGCACACCGACCGCGAGGAUCCUCUGGAGAUGCAAGCGGUGGCUUGAGCAGGUGAAUAGGGGCGGGAUGUGGAUAAUGAUGAGUAUGAAAACGAAAAACGACCGAAAAGAAAAACAAUCGAUAUUGCCUGGUGUCACGGAAUCCCUUUUGAUGAUCACGUAUCCUACACGGGCAGAGCCUUUGCUGUGGACCUGAGCUUGUACAUACCUACGUUUGAAGCUUUCUUUGAAGGGCGUUGCUGGAGACGGCGGAAAAGGGGAUUGCAGUGCCUUUUCUCUUAAUACGAGGAUAAAACCCCCAGGGUACGCGCAAGAGCUUGCCUGACAUACUUAACCUUAGCUGGGGCACUGUACAUUGGCCAGCUUUAGGCGUCGACUCUGGAGGCAGAAGAAUCACCACUAAGUUUUGUUACCGUAUCAUUAUGUUCGAGCUUAUGCAUGCUGGCGGUCAA